Sesamum indicum (sesame) is the source of this 1564-nucleotide messenger RNA. Its product is annotated as homeobox-leucine zipper protein HAT4. Gene Ontology annotation, biological process: regulation of DNA-templated transcription. Gene Ontology annotation, molecular function: sequence-specific DNA binding; DNA-binding transcription factor activity, RNA polymerase II-specific. The record is from RefSeq and is a predicted model, not a curated record. Lineage: Eukaryota; Viridiplantae; Streptophyta; Magnoliopsida; Lamiales; Pedaliaceae. Gene Ontology annotation, cellular component: nucleus.
CACCCCCUGGUGGUUCUCUCCUUUCGUGGUUCAAACCUCUCUAUAUAACUCCACACUGAGAGAGUUACAAAAGCUGGUCUGCUUUCCUUUUUAGAGAGAGAGAGUGAAAGUGGGAAGAAAGUGAAGAAAGAUGGCUGAAAAGGAUGAUGGACUAGGGUUGAGUUUGAGCUUGAGAUGUCCGGAGAGUCAGAAACAUAAUCCUCCGCCGCACCCACCUCCACCGCCACCAGCUGCGGCCGCUCCUUUCCCCUUGAAUCUUUUCAGGUCUCCUUUGCCUUUUAUGCAACACCAUAAAUCUUCAACCUCUGACGCAUUUCAGUCAUCUGCUGAUCAUAAUGCGGAGGCGAGGUCGAUCUUUCGAGGGAUUGAUGUGAAUCGAGCGAUAACCGUGAUAGACUGUGACGAGGAAGUGAUGGUUUCAUCUCCGAACAGCACGGUUUCGAGCUUGAGCGGUAAGAGAAGUGAGAGGGAGGAAAACGACGGCGAGAGGGCCUCCAGUUCUCUGGAGAUGGAGGACGAUGGCGGCGACGCGUCGGGGAGGAAGAAGCUCCGCCUGUCCAAGGAACAGGCGGCGGUGCUGGAGGAGACUUUCAAGGAGCACAAUACUCUGAAUCCGAAGCAAAAAAUGGCGUUGGCGAAACAGCUAAAUCUGAGGCCCAGACAGGUGGAGGUGUGGUUUCAGAACAGAAGGGCAAGGACGAAGUUGAAGCAGACGGAAGUCGACUGUGAGUAUCUGAGGCGUUGCUGCGAGAAUCUGACGGAGGAAAACCGACGCUUGCAAAAGGAGGUGACGGAGCUGAGAGCGCUAAAGCUCUCCCCGCAGUUUUACAUGAACAUGAGCCCUCCAACCACCCUCACCAUGUGCCCUCAGUGCGAGCGUGUUGCGGUCUCAUCAUCCGCAAACACAUCUUCACCGAUUCCGGCAAACACCACUGGCAUCAAUAGGCAGCCGGCCCACCACCAACGGGCGAUGCCUAUGAGCUCAUGGGCUGCAAUAAUUCCACCUCAACCACAACCACUCGACGCCCACCGCCCAAGAACGUGAUUUUCUCUGCAAGAACAAGGCAAGAAGGUGAAUUUUGUUCUCUCGGACGACCGAUGCCGCAUUCUUGUCAACGGUAAUGAGAAAAUGGGAUGUGAAAACGGAGAAGAUUGUAAAGGAAUGGUUUAGUUUGUGUUGAUAGCUUAGAGAUAAGCUAAAAAGUAUGGUAUAUUCCGACUUUUCUCUUCUUUUUCUCUUCAUCUAUGGACGAAUUAUUAUGGCAGCCGAAGGUUUGACUGGACAUAGAGACAGCAUUGUCGGAAGGACAUUAGCAUCUACAUAACCUAUUGAUAACUUGAGAAAAUUGAAUAGUGGUUUUAUGAACAAGAUGGGUCGAUUAUUACCUGAUUGUCUGAUCAUGAACAUGCUUUUGGGAUGCAGACUGAUUAGAUUCCCUUCCAAUUUCUAGUUAGGUGAAUGGUGUGGAAAAUGAUUGCUAUGGCGCCCACAAACUGUUCUGUUCUUUUAAGCUUUUUGAGGUCCUUCAUGUGAAUUUUUUGGACGGAUUGGGUGCAGCAUCAA